UUAGUGAAAACUCUUUCUUUGGGUAAAAUUAGAAAGCCUAUACAACUUUGCUGGCUUUUUCCGGCGGGCGGACGUCUGAAGUUAACUGGAAAGUAUCCUGCAACCACCAAUAUCCGACAGCAGACGGAAGAAGAAGGGAAAGAGGGCGAGAAAACUCAAUUAAUCAUUGUUGAGAUUUCCUCUUUAUUUUAGGGUUGAUUAACCUCGGCUUUUCAAGAGAGAAACUAAAAUCGCUGCGUUUCUGUGUAAGAAGGAACUAGUCUUCAGAGGUUAGAUUAUUUUCAUUAGAGGACUCAGAGAUGUCUCAUCAUAUGUUACGACCAAAUGACUUGCGUGGUUCAUCUAUAGAAGCCUUGGGCAGAGAUGUAGUGCCAAUGCGGUCUAGAGUGUAUGGUUUGGAUGAUAUUUCUGGUUUUGCUGCACGGAGUGAGCCUGUUAUUGGUGGGUUGGCAGCAGGAAUGAGUACUAGAGGCUAUGCUUCUUCUCUUGAAGAUCCCGUUCUAAUUAGCCAAAGGCGAGAUAUUCCUUUAGGAAUCAGUUCUUUACCACCUGGCAAUCCUGAUAUGAUUUAUGAGAGACCUAACUCUCAGCGAAGGGUUGAUAGCCUUUCUUUGCAGGAAGCAGAAUCCAACAUUCUUUUUGUAAAUGGGCUUCCAACUGACUGCACCAGAAGGGAAGUUGGCCAUAUUUUCCGUCCUUUUAUAGGUUUUAAAGAUAUCAAAGUCAUACACAGGGAACCAAGAAGGAGUGGAGACAAGGCAAUGGUUCUGUGUUUUGUUGAAUUCAGCGAUUCAAAAUGUGCUCUUACAGCUAUGGAAGCGCUUAAUGGCUACAAAUUUGAUGACAAGAAACCUGAAUCCUCCAUCCUAAAGAUCAAUUUUGCACAUUUUCCCUUCCGCCUACCUUCUGAAGCAUGAUGAUCAUCAGUUGCAGACACAGCAACCCAAAUAGAUCUCUUAAACUGGUUUUGAGAUUGAUGUUGCACCAUCCUGGCAAAGACCAAACAAGUAACCUUUGUGAUUGUCUUGUCGGUGUCUUUUAUUAAAUUAAUUUUUUAGGAUUCCAAUUAGUUUAUAUUCUUUGAAUGUUUAAAAUAUUCAAGUACAAAAUAUAAUGAUAUAGUAGAAUAAUCUCUAGCAAUCUACUCCCUUCUUAUUCUUUA
Spinacia oleracea (spinach) is the source of this 1162-nucleotide messenger RNA. Its product is annotated as RNA-binding protein 1. The record is from RefSeq and is a predicted model, not a curated record. The transcript is spliced from 7 exons. Bases 300 to 917 code for a protein of 205 amino acids. Lineage: Eukaryota; Viridiplantae; Streptophyta; Magnoliopsida; Caryophyllales; Amaranthaceae. Gene Ontology annotation, molecular function: RNA binding.